GAUAUGAGACCAAACAAUUAAUAUAAAAGCCACCCACAGUAUCAAAGCAAAUCAUUAACACAGUGAUAACCGAACUAAAGUGUAAAACAUGAAAUUCGCAACGAGCGCUCUCUCCGUGGUAGUACUGCUCUUCGCAGUUAGCCAGGCAAGCAUCAUACCUGCCGAGCAAUUGGAUGGCAAUGACUUUUCAGAAUGCAUCCAGAAGUACCAAUCACUGCUUACUGAAUACUCGAACCUCGAGAAGGCAGCCAGGCAACAAAUGAUCGACUGUUUCCAAGAUGGCACCCAGUGCUUUAAGCAUUAUGCGCCCAUUAUGGCCGCGAUCAACCAACGCAUGGCCGCAGUAGAUGCAAAAAUUAGUUAUUGCUUGCAACACGGAGGCGACUCAGAACCCGAAGUUUCUACAAGCACGUCUAGUACUGACUCUCCAGCAACAGAAGACACUACCGACUCCACUUCAACUAGUAGCCCAACUGGACCUGUGACCAUUACCGAUUGCUUGAACAGUUACCAACCACAAAUUGCUGACUUAACGUCCAAGGAGAAAGCUGCAUUUAACCAGAUGGUCGAUUGCAUGACUUCAGGCAAUUCACAUGCCCUUUGCUCCAAUGAAUAUGAGCCCACUGUAGAUCAGAUCAACUCCAGUAUCGCAGCCGUUCACCAAAAAUUUACAAUGUGCUUGGAAGAGGCUGAGUCCGAUAGUGUUUAAUUUGAUCAAUGCUGUCAAGAUCGCUUUAAUGUCUUCUUCUUCUUUACUGGCUUUAAUGUCUUACGCUUUCAAUAUUUUCAUUUAAUUAAUUAAUAAUUUCAAAGUAAUAAAAAAUCAAUUGCAUUAGAGAAA
Bactrocera dorsalis (oriental fruit fly) is the source of this 841-nucleotide messenger RNA. RefSeq lists its product as uncharacterized. Lineage: Eukaryota; Metazoa; Arthropoda; Insecta; Diptera; Tephritidae. The transcript is spliced from 2 exons. The coding region runs from base 89 to 709 and encodes 206 amino acids. The record is from RefSeq and is a predicted model, not a curated record.